Fukomys damarensis (Damara mole-rat) is the source of this 4869-nucleotide messenger RNA. It is a transcript of the gene Med16, whose product is annotated as mediator complex subunit 16. The transcript is spliced from 15 exons. Gene Ontology annotation, cellular component: mediator complex. Gene Ontology annotation, molecular function: protein binding. NCBI's taxonomy places the organism in Eukaryota, Metazoa, Chordata, Mammalia, Rodentia, Bathyergidae. Gene Ontology annotation, biological process: positive regulation of DNA-templated transcription. Bases 37 to 2634 code for a protein of 865 amino acids. The record is from RefSeq and is a predicted model, not a curated record.
CCGGUGUAGCUCCAGCGACUCGUUGGCCCGGAAAAGAUGGCGGCGCCGGAGCUCGGCCGCUGGGGCGAGUACGGGCCGCGGCUGCCCGCUCGGCUGGGCGCACGUGCCGGCCAGGAGCCAGCGACUGCCCUGGGUGCAGUGGGCACCAUGGACCUGGCCUAUGUCUGUGAGUGGGAGAGAUGGCCCAAGAGCACCCACUGCCCCUCAGUGCCCCUUGCCUGCGCUUGGUCCUGCCGCAAUCUCAUCGCCUUCACCACGGAUCUGCGGAAUGAUGACCAGGACCUGACCCGCAUGAUCCACAUCCUGGACACCGAGCACCCCUGGGACGUGCACUCAAUCAACUCGGGCCACAGCGAGGCCAUCACCUGCCUGGAGUGGGACCAGUCAGGCUCCCGGCUGCUCUCAGCUGAUGCAGAUGGGCAGAUCAAGUGCUGGAGCAUGGUGGACCAUCUGGCCAACAGCUGGGAGAGCCGUGUGGGCAGCCUGGUGGAAGGAGACCCUAUUGUGGCACUGUCUUGGCUGCACAACGGCGUGAAGCUGGCACUGCACGUGGAGAAGUCCGGUGCCUCCAGCUUCAGUGAGAAGUUCUCGCGGGUGAAGUUCUCGCCGUCGCUCACGCUCUUCGGCGGCAAGCCCAUGGAGGGCUGGAUCGCGGUGACGGUCAGCGGGCUGGUCACCGUGUCCCUGCUGAAGCCCAGCGGGCAGGUGCUCACGUCCACCGAGAGCCUUUGCCGGCUGCGUGGCCGAGUGGCACUGGCCGACAUUGCCUUCACGGGCGGCGGCAACAUCGUGGUGGCCACGGCGGACGGCAGCAGCGCGCUGCCCGUGCAGUUCUACAAGGUGUGCGUGAGCGUGGUCAGCGAGAAGUGCCGCAUCGACACCGAGAUCCUGCCCUCCCUCUUCAUGCGCUGUACCACCGACCCCCACCGCAAGGACCGCUUUCCCGCCAUCACCCACCUCAAGUUCCUGGCCCGAGACAUGUCUGAGCAGGUGCUGCUCUGCGCAUCCAGCCAGACGAGUAGCCUGGUGGAGUGCUGGUCCCUGCGAAAGGAGGGUCUGCCGGUGAACAAUAUCUUCCAGCAGAUCGCGCCUGUUGGUGACAAACAGCCCAUGAUCCUCAAAUGGCGGAUCCUCUCAGCCACCAACGACCUGGACCGCGUAUCAGCCGUGGCACUGCCCAAGCUGCCCAUCUCACUCACCAACACUGACCUCAAGGUGGCCAGCGACACCCAGUUCUACCCAGGCCUUGGGCUGGCCCUGGCCUUCCACGAUGGCAGUGUCCACAUCGUGCACCGCCUGUCGCUGCAGACCAUGGCCGUCUUCUACAGCUCGGCCUCGGCGCGCUCCGUGGACGAGCCGGCCAUCAAGCGCUCCCGGGCCACCGGCCCCGCCGUGCACUUCAAGGCCAUGCAGCUGUCCUGGACCUCCCUGGCCCUCGUGGGCAUUGACAACCACGGGAAGCUCAGCAUGCUGCGCAUCUCGCCCUCCAUGGGCCACGCGCUGGAGGUGGGCCUGGCACUGCGCCACCUGCUCUUCCUGCUGGAGUACUGCAUGGUGACGGGCUACGACUGGUGGGACAUCCUGCUGCACGUGCAGCCCGGCAUGGUGCAGAGCCUGGUGGAGCGGCUGCAUGAGGAGUACACGCGCCAGAAGGCGGCGCUGCAGCAGGUCCUCUCCACCCGGAUCCUCGCGAUGAAGGCCUCCCUGUGCAGGCUGUCACCCUGCACCGUGACACGCGUGUGCGACUACCACACCAAGCUCUUCCUUGUGGCCAUCAGCUCCACCCUCAAGUCCCUGCUGCGCCCCCACUUCCUCAACACGCCUGACAAGAGCCCCGGUGACCGGCUGGCCGAGAUCUGUGCCAAGAUCACCGACGUGGACAUUGACAAGGUCAUGAUCAACCUCAAGACGGAGGAGUUUGUCCUGGACAUGAACACGCUCCAGGCGCUGCAGCAGCUCCUGCAGUGGGUGGGCGACUUCGUGCUGUACCUGCUGGCCAGCCUGCCCAACCAGGGUGCCCCUCUGCGGCCGGGCCACAGCUUCCUGAGGGACGGCACUUCGCUGGGCAUGUUGCGAGAGCUGAUGGUGGUCAUCCGCAUCUGGGGUCUGCUGAAGCCCAGCUGCCUGCCUGUGUACACAGCCACAUCAGACUCCCAGGACAGCAUGUCCCUGCUCUUCCGCCUGCUCACCAAGCUCUGGAUAUGCUGCCGUGAAGAAGGGCCAGCAAGUGAGCCAGAUGAGGCCCUGGUGGACGAGUGCUGCUUGCUGCCCAGCCAGCUGCUGGUGCCCACGCUGGACUGGCUGCCCAUCAGCGACGGCCUGGUCAGCCGCCUGCAGCCCAAGCAGCCUGUGCGCCUGCAGUUCGGCAAGGCGCCUGCACUGCCCGGCAGUACCCCCUCCGCACAGUUGGAUGGCCUGGCCAGGCUCCCCGGUCAACCCAAGAUCGACCACCUUCGGAGGCUGCAUCUGGGCGCCUACCCCACGGAGGAGUGCAAGGCCUGUGCCAGGUGCGGCUGCGUCACCAUGCUCAAAUCCCCUAACAAGACGACGGAGGUGAAGCAGUGGGAGCAGCGCUGGACCAAAAACUGCCUGUGCGGGGGGCUGUGGCGGAGAGCGCCCCUCAGCUACUCCUGACUGGGCCCCACUGGACCGCAGGACAGUCGCACCCAGAUGGGGCCCCAGAAUAGGACGCAGUAGUUGGGGCCGUGGGUCUCCUCUCCGCUGACCCAGGACAGGUGCCUGAGGACCCCAAGGCCCUACCCCUCUCUAGGGCAUCCGAGACCUCUGAGGGAAGUCUGGUCGGACCCCAGCAGGGAGGUGCAAGUGUAGUUCCAGCACUCAGGAGGCUGAGGCAGGAUUGCCGUGAGCUCAGAGUCAGCAUGGAUUACACAGUCAGAUUGUCUCCAAAAGGCGUGGGGUCUGGUCAGGCCCCUGCGUGGCCCUUUAGAACAUGCCUGGCGCUUAGCCACAUGCCUCAGUUUCCCUCUUGGGCCUGCAAGGGCCUGGCUCACAGUCCGCACUGUGCCUCCAGCCCCAGGGUUACCGCUGGCUGUGCCUUCGUGUCCUGGGUCAGGGGCAGUCAGCCAGCCCCUAGGCAGUGCCCAGUGUGUGCUGGAGCAGGGGGGUGGGUAGGAGGGGACUUUUCAUCUGUGCCCUCCUCUGUCUCUUUCUCCGAGCUGCCUGCCGCUCUGAAGCUCAGGCCUGAUUCCCUGGGGGUCCAGCUUUAUGCUACCAAUAGGCGCUGUCACAGAUUAUGUCGCGGUCCCCUGCGGGCUCCAGGCGGAAAGGCUGCUCCAGGCGUCCUGUCUGGAACGCAGUAAUUGGUCGCUGUCUGUGUCCUGUGGUGUGGGCCAGGCCAGCCCGCCGCAGGGCACCAUGCUCGCUGCCGCAGGGGUGCCAGGCUGCCUCUGAACUUCAGUCAGCGUGAGGUUGGCGAGCUGCCGCCCCAGAGCCACAGGCAGCCGAGCCUGGAGGGGUGACAGCAAGUGCACGGGACCAUCUGCUCCCACCUGGGUGCCUGCUGGGGAACCUGUUGACACAGGCGGGCGGGCAGUGGCCACGAUUUCCAAUCCCUGCAAGCUAUCGUCGGCCUUCUGCCAAGAUCCCGUCACCCCAUCUCCCUUGAUGUCAUGCUGUUGCUUUACUCGAUUUUCCUUUCUUGUGUGGUCCGAGGUCGCCUGUCUGUCAGGAGUGGUGUCUGUAUCUCUCGCCUCGGGUCAGCCCCCAUGAAAGCUGACAGGAAACAGCCUUACGCCCUGGACCUCAGCCUGGUGCCCCAGCUCUGGGAUGGGUGACCGGGAAACUCCUCCAGUCACAGACAAGCUAGCAGCUGGGGGUCAGGGAGAUCAAUGGGGACGGCCGCUGUGGGCGCCUUCUGGAAUGUUCUAUAGGCCAAAGGGCGCAGUGAAAUGGAUGUUCCGUGUCUCCAACAUGAGGCUUCAUGAUAACCUUAUUUCUCCACACUUCCGAGGUCAGGAGGCACAUUCUCAGAGCCUCCUUGUGAGCUGGGACAGGGACCCUGUGUCACAGCAGGACGUGGAGGUCAGCCUUACAAGAUGGCCCCCUUCAGCCUCCUCCUCCAGAGCCCUCUGUGGCUCCCACUGACUACAGCAUGGGACUGAAAGUGCCCAGGUGAUCUUGGAGCUGGGUGGGUGUGAAGCUCCACAUCCCACUCUCCACCCUGGCCCACAGAGGUCAGGAUCAGAACUUGGGACAGCCACCCUAGCCCUGACUUCCUGUGGGCGAGUGGGGUCGGGUCCAUGCAGGGGAACGUCAGUCCAGCACCCCUGCACAGCAGGGUCAUCCCUGUCCCCAGGGACACAGAGAGGUGGCACCUGAUUUUCCUGACUCCAGGGUGUUGACCAAGGCUACUCUCUACUGAGCGCUCCUGUAUCUGUGGGGAAGGGGCAAGAAGCAGAGUCCUUGGUCAAAGGGCCCCAGUUGCUGCACUUGUUUGCCUGGAUCACAGAAGCAGCCCCCACGCCGUGAUGAUAAAGGCAGCACUUAAGAGCUUUCUGGAGACUUUUAGGCCCCUCUGAGCCCCAGUUUCCCCUUCUGGGACACGGGUUCAAGGGCACAAUGUCAGAAGAUCUCUGCACCAGCCAGCUCCAGGUCUCGCACACAGCGGGUCCUCACGCCCCACUGGGAAGAGCAAGGGGGCUCCCGUGUGGCAGAGGCCGGAACCGCGCCGGGCUUUGUGCUGACCGGCCUCCCUCCCAGUCUUGCAGACAGCAGGUGCUCAACAAAGACUGGCUGGACUCAGGUCUGAAUGCGUUUAUUGUGGGGUUCUUGCUCGCCGCCCGCAGCCCCGCUCAGGCCACUGUGCCCUGGCGCAGCACGCUGUCGAUCCAAGCUACGUAGCUAGCCACG